Messenger RNA from Helianthus annuus (common sunflower), 2115 nucleotides. Its product is annotated as phosphatidylinositol 3,4,5-trisphosphate 3-phosphatase and protein-tyrosine-phosphatase PTEN2A. The record is from RefSeq and is a predicted model, not a curated record. Gene Ontology annotation, biological process: dephosphorylation. The transcript has 12 exons. Bases 202 to 1977 code for a protein of 591 amino acids. Lineage: Eukaryota; Viridiplantae; Streptophyta; Magnoliopsida; Asterales; Asteraceae. Gene Ontology annotation, cellular component: cytosol. Gene Ontology annotation, molecular function: phosphatidylinositol-3,4,5-trisphosphate 3-phosphatase activity.
CAGUUUACUCAAAGUGACAGGUUGACCUGUAAAAUCGGAAAUUCAUAUAACAAAACUGAACCGGUUUUCCUGACGCAUCACCGCUGGUAAUCUCCGUCGUAGAAACCACCGUUUAACCAAUUCACAUUUCCGUCUAACCGCUUUUCUCCUCCGCCGGAGCUCCCAAGUUGAUCUACAAAUCGAGGAUUUAUUCCAUCUAUAAUGGCUUCAGAAUCUGAGUCAUCAUCUCAACCUCCGACUGAAGUCGGUGACGUUAAAACUUCUACAUCCAUGGUCUCUGACCAAACCAACAGUCAUGCAGUUGAUUCAUCUUCCGUAGAAUCUACACCUAUUGUAUCAUCUUCCGAUGAAGUACCAAAUUUCCCCAAACCUACAAUGCCAGAACAGAACAAUUCACAGGCUGGAUAUACCGGAAAAUGGGCCAUUGCAAGAAUUGCUAGUGGAUUCGGUUUGCAUUUGGCUCAAAAAACCCCUGUAGGAAAUGAGAAUGCUAGCAGCGUGUCUCCUAGCUCUCCGUCAACUGUUCUUCACUCGGUUGGAAAAGGUUUAGUUGACACGUCUAUGGGUGCAGUCAAAGCAGUGCAAGUUAGGGCUCGCCAUAUGGUCUCCCAAAAUAAACGUAGAUAUCAGGAAGGAGGGUUUGACUUGGAUUUGACUUAUAUCACUGAUAAUAUUAUUGCUAUGGGAUUUCCCGCUGGUGAUCUAAGCUCCGGGAUUUUUGGAUAUUUUGAGGGAUUCUACCGGAAUCAUAUGGAAGAGGUGAUCAAGUUUUUUGAAACUCAUCAUAAGGAUAGAUACAAAGUGUAUAAUCUUUGUUCAGAAAGACUGUAUGAUGCUUCACUCUUUGCAGGAAAGGUUGCUUGUUUCCCGUUUAACGAUCAUAAUUGUCCACCGAUUAACCUAAUACCGUCAUUCUGUCAAAGUGCUUAUUCAUGGUUAAAGAGUGAUAUUCUUAACGUGGUGGUUGUUCAUUGUAAAGCUGGUAAAGCAAGGACUGGCUUAAUGAUUUGUAGCCUUCUUUUAUUUUUAAAAUUUUUCCCGACAGCACAUGAGUGCAUCGAUUACUAUAACCAAAGAAGAUGUGUAGAUGGGAAGGGAUUGAUACUUCCAAGCCAAAUUCGGUAUGUGAAAUACUUUGAACGCAUCUUGGCGGAUUUCAACGGUGAAAGUCCACCUGGUCGGAGGUGCAUGCUGAGGGGAUUCCGGCUUCACGAGUGCCCUUAUUGGGUCAGACCUUCAAUUACCAUAUCCGAUCAUAACGGAGUUCUAUUUACAACGAAAAGGCAUCCAAAAACGAAGAAUCUUAUGCCCGAAGAUUUUUGGAUUCGCGCCCCGACAAAAGGGAUUGUGGUAUUUGCUCUACCUGGGGAGCGCGGUCUAACAGAGUUAACGGGCGACUUCAAGAUCCAAUUUCAUGAUCGCCAAGGAGAUUUUUACUGUUGGCUAAACACAACAAUGAUGGAAAACAGGGUAAUUUUGAAUGGUUCCGAUUUUGACGACUUUGACAAGAGAAGACUGCCGGUUCCCGGAUUCAAAGUUGAGAUAGUGAUGAUAGAUUAUGACGGUACAGUUCCCGAGAAGUACAAAGCUAAUGAAAAAUCUAACUUAAGCUCCGCUGAUUGUUCACCGUCAUACAAAGAUUCAACCAACUCCAGUCGAAACAAAGCUUCUAACGACCAAGAAAACGACGACGUGUUCUCCGACAGUGACGAUGAGGACAAACCCGUGUCUGCAAAACGGAGCUCAAUCUCUGGACCACCGCAACAACAGUCUGGGAAGAUAGAUGCAGAUGUAAUAACUUUAAGGAAAAACAUCCAACAACUUUCCUUAAACAGCAAGCAACAGUCCACAUCAGAUAACAAACAGUUUGAGAAACCGAAAUCAAUCCCUAAUUUGGAUUCUGGUGAUAUUAAGGCCAUUGCUGCUGAUGCUUCUGUUUUCUCCUUCGGAGACGAUGAAGAAGACGAAGACUUCUAAUUUCUCUUGUUUGUUUUUAAACUCAUUUCAAUUUUGUCUUUAGUACUAAUAACUAAAUGUUGAUUCUAUUUGAUGAUGAAACACUAUGAAUGUUGUUAAACUUUUGCUUUUGACAUCUAAUAAUUUUUUUGUCUUUUA